AGACCUGGAGAAGUAUUACCUAUUCUUACUACUGAGACCUGGCGAAGUAUCACCUAUUCUCACUACCAAGAACUGGAGAAGUAUUACCUAUUCUUACUACAGAGACCUGGAGAAGCAUCACCUAUUCUCACUACCGAGACCUGGAGAAGUAUUACCUAUUCUCACUACCGAGACCUGGAGAA
Pelobates cultripes (western spadefoot toad) is the source of this 182-nucleotide messenger RNA. NCBI's taxonomy places the organism in Eukaryota, Metazoa, Chordata, Amphibia, Anura, Pelobatidae. The record is from the annotation of a GenBank genome assembly.